AAGUGCCACUCAGAACUUUCAUGCUUCAGUUGGCUCAAGCGUCCAGUUUGUCCUCCAGACCGCACAGCUUCCCAGUCCUUCAGCAUGGCCGCUGGCUCCCCCGUGAAUGCUUCUGAACUUCCCCUCGACUUGGUGAGCCCCUCAGUUGAAGUGGAUGCACCCUUGGAUGACAGGGACAUUGAACUGGUGCAGACCACUUUUGAGAAGGUUGCAGCCCUUGGACCUGAAGCAGCUGGACGUGUCCUCUUUGGCCACAUCUUCCGCAUCGCGCCUGAGGCAAAAGAGCUUUUUCCGUUUGCCAAAGAUGAGGAAACCAUGUGGCUGCCAGGAAGCAGGCUGGAGAAGCAUGGUGCCAGGGUGGUAAGCACAGUGGCUACAGCAGUGUCCUUGUUGAAAGAUCUGGAUACUUUGGUGCCAGUCUUGCAAACGUUGGGCUUGAAGCACGUGGGCUACAAAGUGCUUCCACCCCACUACGAGAUCGUUGGCCAGGCAUUCAUUGCAACUUUGGAUGAUGCUUUGCAAACGGAGUUCACUGAGGCUGUGAAGAAUGCAUACCUCAAAGUCUGGAAGAUCGUGCAGGCAACGAUGAUCGGCGACAACUACGCAAAGUGAGCCUGACUGGGGCCUGAUGAGGCCUGAGGCUUGGGUGAGCAAGUGCAGCUGCGCAAGUUGUUGCAAAGCUGCAUUCGAGGGUGGCAGAAGAGGCCACGACUUUCAAGUCACCCCAGCCACUUUUGGUCUCAAGUUCAGAUUCAUUCUUUCUCUGGGAGACAGAGCAUUGGUUUUGCUUGAUGCUGUCUCUUCCCGAGCGAUGGUCGAAGACCUCGCAGGCAAGAGUCACCGUCCAGAUUUGAAGAAUCAUCGCCCAGAUUAGAAGACAUCAUGCGGAAAAGAAUGUGGAGCGGGGAGUGAACUUAUGCAGCUAACCCAGAUCUGUUUCGUUUUGCCUGUACAAGCGACGAUACAAGUGAAUCUAAGCAGCUUGAUUCAUGGACCGGAUGCAGAGUCGCAGAUGAUUUGGAAGUUGCCUAAGUCUAAGUGCCACUCAGAACUUUCAUGCUUCAGUUGGCUCAAGCGUCCA
Molecule: messenger RNA, 1081 nt
Organism: Durusdinium trenchii
Lineage: Eukaryota; Dinophyceae; Suessiales; Symbiodiniaceae
Source: the annotation of a GenBank genome assembly